This is a messenger RNA of Chiloscyllium plagiosum (whitespotted bambooshark), 4943 nucleotides long. RefSeq names its product potassium voltage-gated channel subfamily A member 1-like. Gene Ontology annotation, cellular component: membrane; voltage-gated potassium channel complex; intercalated disc. Gene Ontology annotation, molecular function: protein binding; delayed rectifier potassium channel activity. The record is from RefSeq and is a predicted model, not a curated record. NCBI's taxonomy places the organism in Eukaryota, Metazoa, Chordata, Chondrichthyes, Orectolobiformes, Hemiscylliidae. Gene Ontology annotation, biological process: potassium ion transmembrane transport; protein homooligomerization; action potential.
GCUUGUCUCUGGGAUUGGGAAUGGGAAGGGGGCGGGCAAGAGGAGGGCAGGGACAGGGUUGGGGUGCAUGGAUUGGGAUUAGUAGAGGGGUCCAGUCUGAGGUGGGAGAUGGGUGAUAAAUUCUGCUGCUCACUUUCGACGUCAGAGGGAGAGAGAGCAGCAAACAUGAUUUAUUUGUUGCUCAUCCGGGUUCCGCUGCUGUAUGCAAUGCCUUGAUGUAUCUCUGUGCCUUGCUGUGGGGUGGGGAGUGCUGAUUUCCUCUGUGUGUGUGUCUGUGUGUGUGUGUCUGUGUGUGUGGCAGUGUUCCGCUGAAUGAUCAGCUCCCGCUCCAUGUGGAAGUCAGCGAGCCAGCCGCUCCUGUUGUCUAUUUAAUGGCUCGGGGAUGGACAUAGCUCUGGUGAGGCUGCAGGACGGCGGAGCGGCUCUGGGGAGCUGUCAGAGAGGUGGAGGUGUUGGAGGUGGGGGAGGCGGUAUCUCGGCGCCCCUGGCUGUGAGCGCUGGCCCGGGCGAGAUGAACGCGGCGGGGCCGCUGAAAGCGGCGGAGCAGGCUCCUCCGGUGGACAACCUGCCGCAGCAGCUGCUGGAGGUGAACCGCUCGGAGCGGGUGGUGAUCAACAUCGCCGGGCUCCGGUAUGAGACCCAGCUGAGCACGCUGAGCCAGUUCCCGGACAGCUUGCUGGGCGACCCGGAGAAGAGGAUGCGCUACUUCGACCCGCUCAAGAACGAGUACUUCUUCGACCGCAACCGGCCGUGCUUCGACGGCAUCCUGUACUUCUACCAGUCGGGCGGCAGGAUCCGCAGACCCGUCAAUGUCUCCAUCGACAUGUUCGCCGACGAGAUCCGCUUCUACAAGCUGGGGCCCGAGGCCAUGGAGAGAUUCCGCGAGGACGAGGGCUUCAUCAAGGAGGAGGAGAAGCCGCUGCCCCGCAACGAGUUCCAGAAGCAGAUGUGGCUCCUCUUCGAGUACCCGGAGAGUUCCAGCCCGGCCCGGGGCAUCGCCAUCGUCUCGGUGCUGGUCAUUGUCAUCUCCAUCAUCAUCUUCUGCCUGGAGACCCUGCCCGAGUUCCGCGAUGACCGGGACAGCGCCGGGAACUCGCCGCACAACGCCAGCGCCCAGAGCCCCGGGGGAAGCAGCAGCAGCAGCAACAGCAACAGCCUGACCGACCCCUUCUUCAUCAUCGAGACCACUUGCGUGGUCUGGUUCACCCUGGAGCUGCUGGUCCGCUUCCUGGCCUGCCCCAGCAAGUCGGUCUUCGCCCGGGACAUCAUGAACAUCAUCGACAUCGUGGCCAUCAUCCCGUACUUCAUCACCCUGGGCACCGAGCUGGCCGAGCAGCAGUCCAAUGGUCAGCAGGCCAUGUCCCUGGCCAUCCUCAGGGUCAUCCGCCUGGUGCGGGUCUUCCGCAUCUUCAAGCUCUCCCGCCACUCCAAGGGCCUGCAGAUCCUGGGCCAGACCCUCAAGGCCAGCAUGAGGGAGCUGGGCCUGCUCAUCUUCUUCCUCUUCAUCGGGGUCAUCCUGUUCUCCAGCGCCGUCUACUUCGCCGAGGCGGACGAGCCCCGCUCCCACUUCAGCAGCAUCCCCGACGCCUUCUGGUGGGCGGUGGUCACCAUGACCACGGUGGGCUACGGCGACAUGAAGCCGGUCACCAUGGGCGGCAAGAUCGUGGGCUCGCUGUGCGCCAUCGCCGGCGUCCUGACCAUCGCCCUGCCCGUGCCCGUCAUCGUCUCCAACUUCAACUACUUCUACCACCGGGAGACGGACAACGAGGAGCAGGCACAGUACCUGAAGGACGACACGGACAGCGAGCCCAGUCACUCAGAGGAACUGAAGAGGAGCAGGAGCUCCCUGGGCAAACCCCUGGAGAACAGUGAGGGGGUGAACAAUGGCGCAGGGGCCCACCUAAAGGUCAACAGUGCCCCAGACAUCAGGAAAUCUCUGUACGCGCUCUGUCUGGAUCCAAACACAGAGACCGACCUGUAGCCCGCGGCCACUUUCCACCUGACAACUCUCCACAGAAAGACUUGUUUGGGGUUGAAAACAAAAAAAAACACCCAGCAUUUGUACAAACCACAGAGGUUAGAUUAGUUAAGCGAGAAGAAAAUAUCAAUUUUAUACACCGUUCUUUAUCAGACAGAGAAAGAUUCCAAGAGAUUUAUGUAAAUCUGCAAAACUGGGUUGUAUGAGAACAGACGAAGAUUGGGAUUAAAUACCUGAAGUUUAACACAUGAACUGUGAAGUAAUAAAAGUUGAGACGACAGAGCGAUGAAACAACAAAAGAUAAUCAACACGUAUUUUUGAACUGGAAACAUAUUUCACAAAUAGAUGAUCACAAAUAAUUCUGGAUUUAAUACUUGCUAUGAUUCGUCUUUUAUCUUGUGAAAAUGUUUAGAGGAAGUGAACGUUUGGACAACAUUAUAUGUUAGGGACUGCCUUAUAACUAUCGCAAAUCUAUAACAAUUUGAAACAAAUCUUGUGAUGUGGAAGGAUUUUUACCAGAUUCUGAACUGAUAUUCAGAACACCCAUGUCUUCAAAUGGACAAAACACCUGUCUCUUGUGAGUGGCUCACUGCUGCAGGCACAUGAUCGAAGGACGAGGACUGAGCUGGGCUGGAAUACUUUCUGAAGGCUGAGCCAGAGAUUUUACAGAAUUGCAAGCCAAAUCCAGAGUCUGAAGGAAGAGAAUAGAUAUUCAUGGGAGUGAGGUGAAAAAGUAAUCUUCUAAAAUUGCAUUGGCGAUAAUCGGGAUGAAUUGACUCCUGAUUGACUUCACCACUGCUUGUCAUUCUGUAAUGACAUCCUUUUUUGACUGGUGAUAACGGAGGAUGCCGAGAAGGGAAAAUAAAACUAACACACAAAAAACAGAAAAGGUGUUCACAAAGAGUGAAAAUUUCAAGAUGGAAGGGCAGAAUCAUUGAGGUAAAAAAGUCCACUGGAUCUUCAGGCAAACAGACAACUGAUUGGUUACCAAUGGGCUUUCUGCCAGUAUUAGGACCCCAGUGAAAGAAGCUCUACUUGCUAAUCAGAAGCUGACAGCUCUAGAACCAGAUGGUGCUGCUGGGGGACAAACAUGGGAUCUUAAAUGAAGGAUUACCAGCUAAAAAGGUACAGUGAUAAGUUUUGUUUUGUAGGCAGAUCAGACCAUAUAAAGUGCAUGAGGGUAGUAGAACAGGGUGGAGAGUACAAUAUUACAGCUGCAGAGAAGGUGCACAAAGAGCGAGAUCAACACUAAGUUUAAGAUUGACAGGUCUACUCAAAAGUGUAAUAACAGUGGAGAAGGAACUAUUGUUGAAUCUGUUGGUACCGUGAACAAAAGAGUCUAUGAAACCAAGCUCCGCAGGUGCUGGUAAACAGUUUCACCCUGGACUGAUAAGAGAAGUCUUUUUUGAAGAUCAGUUAACCACAUAAAGCAAUUGUUAUCAGGUACCCCUAAUAAUUAGAAGUGGAAAAGAACUGUGAAUUUAAAAUCUACAGAACACCAUCCCAACCUGAAAUAAGAAGGGAAGUUCUUACUGGAGAUCAUAUUACCACAAAAAAGCCACUGUCAUCAGUAGCCAAGUCUACUUUGCACAUGCUGACACUCUACUGAUGUCUGACUUCAUCAACAGCUUCAAGAAAAAUCACUUCCACUGCUUUAAGUGUCCUCAGUUACCAUUAUUGUGCCUUCUGGAACUGGACUUUUCUUGCGACCAUUCAGACUGCAGGAUUUUAAAAGAUACCCCAUCAUCACAGAUUCUAUUAAAAUCACUCUGAGCUGAAAAGUAUUUUUUUAAUGUUGAUUCCAACAAAUCAUAGCAAAUUCAGAUUUGGUUUCUUAUGGUUUACAAUAUGGAAAUAAAUGUAAUGUAUGCAAUUGAAAAGUUUUAUGGAAUUGUAUAAUCCUAAAAUGGUGAAAGCACAAAAGAGGGCCAUUCAGCUUGUUGUUUCUGUACUGGCCCUCUGAAGGAACAACUCCCCUGUGCCUUUUACCUGCAGCCCUGCAAAUGUUUCCUUUUUACUAUUUACUUUGUUUUAAAAUGCUUCUACCUAAUGUACCACAGGAAUGUGCGUUUUCUGCGCUACUUUUAAGUCUCAUGACCUAUGUAAAGAGUUUUAACUGCAUGAUCUCAGAGUAAAACACCAGAAUCUAAUCCCAUGUCCACUUAUACAUCAAAAAUUCCCUCAUUACUGAGGAAAUUCACCAUGAAUAUCCUAAAACUACUCUGUUUCAUUGGUAAAAUAAUCCAGGUGCAAAUUAGUACCUACUAACCUAAUUUCAAACAAAAUGUCUUUUUCGGUAUUAUAAUUCAGAAUGUAUUUGCUGUGAGAACCUUGUUCAAUCACGUUGUAUACCUUGUCAUAGUUUCUUGUUCCACUCUUGCUAGCUCUGUGUUACACAUGUUGAUAACCCAUUUUUGAAAAGUUGUUGCCCAAAUUUUACUUUUGUAUUUCUCUUAAAUUGAGCGAUCACCUCAUUGUCUACAUAAUGGAAACACUUGGCUGAAAUAACAUUCUGUAGAUCCUACUCAGAUUUUAAGCCUUCCAUCAAAUCAUGCCACAGCCUUAUCCUUACGCGAGAAAAGACCUAGGGUCAAAUUUUCUUCAAAGCUUUGGCCCAUUAGUUCUGGAAUUUAUGGAGCAGCUUUAUUAAUUUCAGAUGCAUAUCUAUUGCCGGCUUUGUGAUGGGGUCAAGGGGUUUGUAUGACAUCAGCAUCUGUGUAAAUUAAACCUGACUCCAAAUUCAGGAUAAUAUCAGAGUAAGGCCGUCCAGGAUUCUUUGAGGACAAUGUCUGUGACUUACGCAGGAUCCAGUUUGGCCUCAUCCAAAUGUAUAUGGCAAUUUAAUGCUGAUUCAAUGCUGAAAUUACCGCACUAAUGUAACACUGUUGAAUGCUGUUCCAUGCUUUAAACUCGCAAGAUACAAUAUGUAUUUUUUUCAACUUAUUGUUAUGCAUAAUAUAAAUUG